AGCAGAGAUAGAAAAUACAUGGUCGCCAUUACGGGGCAACAACGAGAGUACGAUCGGAGUUUGAUAAAAUCCAGUGUCUUUUACGGUUCUAUCGUGCUGAAAACUUUCCAAUUAUGCAAUUUUCAUGGUGAAUUCUACGCGCCGUGUCUCGGUUUGCUUUUUGCGAGUGUUAUCGUGACGGAAUGGGCCCCACUGGGUUCGGAAUUGGCCAUUGAAAAUCGGGUAUUUGUUUCAGUUCGUCUCGUCUCAGUUGUGUGAAGAUUGGAAAAGUUACUUAUGGAGCAAAUAAGCAUUGAAAGAUCAUAAACAAUAGACCGACACUAGUCGUGCCGUGAAAGCAAUGUUAAGUGAAAUAAUGUAUUUAAUCGAGAGCGAGCAGCAGCAAUUCAUUCACAGAGUAGUGGUAAUCAACACAGCAAUGCACCACAAUCAUAAUCGUCAACAUUGAGUUACCCCUUCCGCCGACUCGAUCAAUUGUCCGAGUGUGGAGGGUAAUCAAGUUUCGCCGAAAUAGCAGUGUUGCCGCUCGCUUGUGAAUGUGUGUGUGGUGGUGGUGAAGUGAGGAAAAAAGAAACAAAAUCAGAUGCAAAUUGAUUGAUAAUCGAAUUAAAGAGCAAAGAAAAAAGGGGGUGAGCGAAGUGCGGUAGCAAGAAGACACUAAUUGCUGCUAGUGGAGGAGCAAAGGAACAUCGGGCAGAUUUUCCCGUCUGUGCGGUUAGUGCACAUACGUCGUUUUCGUGUCGGCCUUUUUCUCGUCUGUCGCAACGAAGGUGAAAUCGAACGGAGGAGGCGGAGACCAGGAGGAGAUUUGCUUUCAAAAUGAGUCGCAUAUCGACGCAGAAGAAAGAAGGCAAAAUGCGGAUUCGGGCCUUCCCGAUGACCAUGGACGAGAAAUAUGUCGAGUCCAUUUGGUCGCUGCUGAAAAAUGCCAUCCAGGAGAUCCAGAAAAAGAACAACUCGGGCCUUUCGUUCGAGGAACUGUACCGCAAUGCAUACACCAUGGUUCUGCACAAACACGGCGAACGGCUAUAUACCGGCCUGAAGGAUGUCGUGACGCAACACUUGGAGACGAAAGUGCGGGAGGAAGUAUUGCGAAGUUUCAACUGUAACUUCCUGCAGACACUGAACCAGGCGUGGAACGACCAUCAAACGUCGAUGGUGAUGAUUCGGGAUAUCUUGAUGUACAUGGACCGGGUGUAUGUGCAGCAGAACGAUGUCGACAAUGUUUACAAUUUGGGGCUGAUAAUAUUUCGCGAUCAGGUGGUUCGAUUUGGACGCAUUCGGGACCACAUGCGCGAAACACUUUUGAAUAUGGUAAUGUGCGAGCGAAAGGGUGAGGCGAUCGAUCACAUCGCCAUCAAGAAUGCUUGCCAGAUGUUGAUGGUUCUCGGCAUCAAUAGUCGCUGGGUUUACGAGGAGGAUUUUGAGCGACCGUUCCUGACGCAGUCGGCCGCUUUCUAUAAGCUCGAAUCUCAAAAGUUCCUCUCGGAGAACAGUGCCAGUGUUUACAUCCGGCGAGUCGAGGUUCGCAUCACAGAGGAGGCCGAGCGGGCUAAACUGUAUCUGGACGAAAGUACCGAGAUUCGUAUCGUUGAAGUCGUCGAGGACGAGCUCAUUAAGAAGCAUAUGCGGACGAUCGUCGAAAUGGAAAACUCUGGCGUGGUGUAUAUGUUGAAGAACACCAAAACCGAGGAUCUGGCCUGUAUGUAUAAGUUGUUCUCGAGGGUCACCGGUGGGCUGAAGACGAUUGCCGAUUGCGUGUCCCAACACCUGCGUGCGAUGGGCAAGAAUCUGGUGAAGGAGGAAGAGAGUGGAACGAAUCCGAUCACGUUCGUGCAAAAUUUGUUGGAUUUGAAAGACCGGUUCGAUCAUUUCCUGCAUCAUUCGUUCAAUAAUGACAAGAUUUUUAAGAACAUGAUAUCGUCAGACUUCGAGCAUUUCCUUAACUUGAACAGUAAAUCGCCGGAAUAUUUAUCGCUGUUCAUCGAUGAUAAACUGAAGAAGGGAUGCAAAGGAAUGUCUGAACAAGAAAUCGAGACGAUUCUGGACAAAACCAUGGUAUUAUUCAGAUAUUUACUCGAAAAGGACGUGUUUGAACGAUAUUACAAGGCACAUCUGGCGAAACGUUUGUUGCUAAACAAAUCGGUCAGCGAUGAUUCUGAGAAGAAUAUGAUAUCUAAAUUAAAGACUGAAUGCGGUUGUCAAUUUACCUCAAAAUUGGAGGGCAUGUUCAAGGAUAUGUCCGUUUCUAACACUGUAAUGGAAGAAUUCAAGAAUCAUAUAAGUAACGAUGCGUCUGCCCUCGAUGGAGUAGAACUGUCGGUGAGAAUUCUCACCACUGGUUUCUGGCCAACGCAGUCGGCAACGCCAAACUGCAAUAUACCAGUAGCGCCCAGACGAGCAUUCGAAACGUUCAAACGUUUUUACUUGGCUAAGCAUUCUGGUAGACAGCUCACACUACAACCACAACUGGGCACAGUCUACAUGAACGCAGAAUUCUACGGUGUUAAAAUCGAUAAGGAAAGCGCCGAUGGUGCUUCCAGCAGCACCACCGUGGCGUCAACCACGGUGCCACCUCCGAUGAUCAUGGGAGCCGCCAGAAAACAUGUCCUGCAACUUUCUACUUAUCAGAUGUGCGUUCUGAUGCUGUUCAAUAAUCGCGAAGCUCUAUCCUACGAGGAGAUCCAGCAGGAAACGGACAUUCCUGGAAAGGAUCUGAUACGGGCGUUGCAAUCGCUUGCGAUGGGCAAACAGCAGCAGCGUUUGCUGCUGCGGACGCCGAAGACGAAGGAUGUCGAGCCCAAUAACAUAUUCUUCGUGAACGAUGCUUUCGUCUCCAAAUUCCACAAGAUUAAAAUUCAGACGGUUGCAGCGAAGGGUGAAUCAGAGCCAGAACGAAAGGAAACCCGAAGCAAGGUGGACGAAGAUAGAAAACAUGAGAUAGAAGCCGCGAUCGUAAGAAUCAUGAAGGCGCGCAAGAAAAUGGCUCACAAUUUGCUUGUGUCGGAUGUUACAACCCAGCUAAAGAGUCGGUUUAUGCCCUCACCGGUAAUCAUCAAAAAGAGAAUAGAGGGACUCAUCGAGCGCGAGUAUCUGGCGCGAACGCCGGAUGAUAGGAAAGUUUAUGUGUAUCUAGCUUAAACUGCAAGUGUGUGUGUGAGAGGGUUCGAAGUGAAGUGUAGAUGGAAUCGCCCUGCUGUUAAACCAUACACCCAUUCAAACCACUCCCAAAUGAUUCAAAAACAAAGCGAUUGAAUUAAAAUCACUCUUUAUAUAAUGAAAGUUAACUGGAGUAUCCUUUUAGACUCCCCGACGCAUGCAGCAUUUGAAAAUGAUCGCGCUGUAGGAUGAUGCUCUUGUCUCGAUGCAUCCCUAUCGAAGAUAGACAGAAAUUAAUUGAAACUCUUUUGAUGGUCUCUGUAACAUUGCUUUGUUGUCAAAUUGUUUGUUUCGUUUUCUUCCAAACAAAUUAAAUGAAUGUCAAUGUAUCGUAAAUAAAAUGAAUCUUAACAAUACAUCUGGGGCAAGAGAAAAGAAUACAUUGAAGCGAACUACGGUUUGUCUAUAUAAACUUGGGUUUGUACAAAGAAAAUCAACUUGUCGUUCAUUAUUUUUACUGUGUUCAGUUUUUCCUGGCGCGUUAGAGAUUGUUCAGGCUACUCGAAUGCCUGUUUGCUCUAGUAGCAGUAACGCAAGGAUUGCAAGCCUGAAUUGUGGUAACACUGUGAACUGAAGAAACAGAAAUCGAGGCUCCAAUCCUCGGCCGAUUAACAGUAGAGUAUGAGUAGAAGGGCGUUGAAUUGAAAAAUGAAAUGGUUUUGCGCACCACAGGAUUAAAAACGCGAAGAAGAAGAAGAAGAACGCAUAUUAUAUAGUAAUUAAAGUAAAUUAAUUAUUAUAUUUGAGAAACUGGAACCCCUAUUGCUAAAUAUAGAGAAUAUACACAAAACGAGGAAAAAACACUA
This is a messenger RNA of Toxorhynchites rutilus septentrionalis, 3965 nucleotides long. It is a transcript of the gene Cul3, whose product is annotated as cullin-3. Gene Ontology annotation, molecular function: ubiquitin protein ligase binding. Bases 820 to 3141 code for a protein of 773 amino acids. The transcript has 11 exons. Gene Ontology annotation, cellular component: Cul3-RING ubiquitin ligase complex. NCBI's taxonomy places the organism in Eukaryota, Metazoa, Arthropoda, Insecta, Diptera, Culicidae. The record is from RefSeq and is a predicted model, not a curated record. Gene Ontology annotation, biological process: protein ubiquitination; ubiquitin-dependent protein catabolic process.